AUGGCGACGGAGGAAGCUAGUGAGCCCUAUCCGUUUCUCCGGCUCGUCAAACUUGCGUCGGAUGUGCUCCCACGCAACAAGACCGUCGCUAUCAUCGAUGGUCGGCACGGAGGUGUGAGUAUCGGGCGCGACAAGACGUUUACGGCACGACUUCGCUUGCCGUCGAUGGAGGUAAGCAAGCACCAUGCCAACAUCUUUUCCAAUACACGUGGGCCUAUAUACUACUCGAUAUCCGAUACAGGGUCCAUGCAUGGAACGUACGUUUGUCGCCGAGGCAAGCCGACAGCGGCUAGUGCGCUAGCUGCUGUGCCUACGUCACAGUUCGUACGACUUUCGGAGGCCAAGCAUGCCAGCACGCCGUACGACUUGCAGCACUGGGACCUGAUACGGAUCGGAGUGCAAAGCACGACGUUCGAAGUACAUCUGCACUCGAGUCCCUGGGAGAUAUGCGACAAGUGUGCUGUCAAAGAAGAUGGCACAAAUGAGAUUUCCGUGGCCCCGCUGGCGCAGCCCAGCCGGCCUGCGGCAUCGUCUACGCAGGCAGACGCGAUACCCUCUUCGCACCCCUCGCGGCACUCGCGAUGGCAGGUUGAGCAGGACCGGCGCAAACGACUGCGUGCCUUGAAGCAUGCCAUACUGCCUAUGCCGGACAAGCAGGCCGCGACGACAGCGCCGCCCUCGAGCUAUCGCGACCGCGCGGCCGUACGUCGUACGAUGCAGCCUCCAUCGAGUGUGCCUAGAUCUCAGCACGUAUCUGACACUAUACCCACGACGUCCUCGAAACCGCUCGAUGCCCAGCAUGUUGGCUACCAAAUGCUGGCGCGCAUGGCGAAAGAGUCCGAUACGACUAUGCCGACGCAAGCACCUGUUGGUUAG
Malassezia pachydermatis is the source of this 876-nucleotide messenger RNA. RefSeq names its product angiogenic factor with g patch and fha domains 1. Gene Ontology annotation, molecular function: protein binding. The transcript has 2 exons. The record is from RefSeq and is a predicted model, not a curated record. Bases 1 to 876 code for a protein of 291 amino acids. Lineage: Eukaryota; Fungi; Basidiomycota; Malasseziomycetes; Malasseziales; Malasseziaceae.